Molecule: messenger RNA, 2133 nt
Organism: Gryllus bimaculatus (two-spotted cricket)
Lineage: Eukaryota; Metazoa; Arthropoda; Insecta; Orthoptera; Gryllidae
Source: the annotation of a GenBank genome assembly
CUUUUGUGUACACUAAAAAAAGAUCUUAUAAUUCUUUGUCAUUGACUGUCUUUGUCAUUUACUACUUUUUUACAGAUUACCAGCGUGAUUUUUUCAACAUAGAAGAAUAUGUUGAAAUCAAAGGAAACCGACAAUGUAUCAGAAGGAGUUAUUCGGGAAAUAAUUACCGAUUGUGCUUCCAAAGGGGUGACAGUUGAUGAAGCAUUGGCAGCUUAUGUGAUAAAGUUAACAGUGUUAGAUCCUGCUCAUGGAUUCAUACAAGAUCAACCUCUUGGAACUGAAGAUCUGUGUAAGCUUGUGGCCCUCUGCAUAGAGAAACUCCUAAAGGAAAAUUGUCCAUAUCUUUCCACAAUAAAAAUGCAAGUGGAAUUUCAAACUCAUCAUCGAACCAGAAAACAACAGGUAGCAGAGAUUGAAGCAAGUAUUAAAAAGAGUACAGGUCCCCUAUUGAGAGAGAUUACAGAUGCAAGUUCAAAAUACAAAGAUGAUCUAGAAAAGCUUUAUAAGAAGAUAAUAGCAGCUAUUAUUCUCAGAUCUGGCCUUGGAAAUCCCACAAAUAUUGGUGUAAUGAAGGAAGCAACAGCUGCUCUACAAAGUGUCUUCCCACCUUCAGAAUUAGGACAGUUUCUAGCUCUGACACGAAGAGAAAAAGAACAGCAAGUUUAUGAACUUACUCAAAUUGUGACGGGAAUCAGACUUUUCAAUCGUGAUUGCCAAAAAGGGGGUGAAGGCAUAGAUGAUCUGCCACACAUUCUGGAUGAGGCAAAUCAUGCUACCCAGGAGGCUCUCAAGACAUAUUUACAUAAAAUCAUGCAACAAAUUGAUACAUUAACCACUACCCUUGAAAUUCAUUUACACAAACAAAAUGAAGAUAACACAGCAGAAUCACAAGGAGAAGAGGAGGAUUACAUUGAAGUUCCAGAUGAAGAAAUAAUAUUCCUCAAAGGUUGUCUUAUUGCUGCUAGGCAGCAAGAAAUUUACACAAGGAAACUACUGGCUGAAGUAGUCUCAUCAGAAGGAAUUCUUCAAGAAUUAUUAGAUCAUUUGACAAAGAGGCUAGUACAGCUUCAUGAUACUGUUCGCUUCAGAACAGCGAUACCUACAGUUGAAGUAUAUGUAUUAGAUCUAAUUGACAUGGACAUUGUAAAAUAUUUAAUUGGGAACAGGCAAAUUUUGACUGACGUUGACAGACUUAGUAACAAACCAGGUCUCUCAAUUAGCGGAAAGUUAGACACAUCCUGUGAGCACAUAUCACCAUCUGCAGCUAACUUUAAUGAUUUCUCUCCACAAUAUUUAGGAUUCUGUGCUUGGGCUGUUGUUGCUGGAGAAGGAAUUCUUAUUCCAGGAAAUCUGAACAUUGGUUUAAUAAGAUGGAAUGAUAACUAUUAUGCUUGUUCUACUGCAGAAGCUGCAGUUUUAUUUGGGCAAAAUCCUGAAAGAUUUGUCACUGAUGCUCUCAACCUAGCUCGAAGAAUACCAGAAUUGGUGGAAUUACUUCAAUUGCAAGAUCAACUUGCCCAACAGAAAGACAUAAGGGAAAAAGUUGGGAAAGAAAUACUUGCAGUAAAACAAGACACUGGCAUGCAAACAGUGCUCCAUCCAAUACCUCCGUGUACUGACAAUAAAUAUACAUGGAAUGUUUGGAAACUAAAGCGACGAGCCAUUCAAUUGACUAACAUUGCAAACAGUGCAACACACAGCACUCAAACAAUUAAAAGUCACUUCAGAUCAGAAGUACCAUUGCAAGCAGGCCCAUCAAAGGAGAAGAGUUGUCAAACUAAAAAAGACAGCUCUACAAAUGUCCCAACACUUGGGAGCUUCAUAUUUGGAUUACGUGGAAGAAGAGAUGACAAGCAGUUUAAAAUACAUCUUACUCGACCUGUAGACGAAUAGACAACCAAUAAUAUCCGAUUCAACAUUUGAUCCAAUUUAACACACACUAUCACUUAGAAUUUCUUUGAAAAGUAUUCUUUGCAAUAAAUUUUUAACAUUUGUUAAUGUGAACUAUUCAAGUUUGAAAUAUGAAGAUGUGCCAUUUAUUUCCAUGUUACCUCUGUCCAAUUCAAGUAACAAUUGACAUACUAUUCAUAACUUGCAUUAUCCUACCUUUAACAAUCCAUGGCUUCUAGUAAC